Molecule: messenger RNA, 4568 nt
Organism: Odocoileus virginianus texanus
Lineage: Eukaryota; Metazoa; Chordata; Mammalia; Artiodactyla; Cervidae
Gene: YY2
Product: YY2 transcription factor
Biological process (GO): regulation of transcription by RNA polymerase II
Cellular component (GO): chromatin; PcG protein complex; transcription regulator complex
Molecular function (GO): DNA-binding transcription factor activity, RNA polymerase II-specific; RNA polymerase II cis-regulatory region sequence-specific DNA binding
Source: RefSeq, a predicted model, not a curated record
GGAAGCCCCAUAAUCAGUAUGAAAAUACACAAAAAGUGUAAUAAAUUAGAAAGAAAAACUUUUAAAUUCAAGAUUUCUUGGAAGAACAAAAAAAGAUUAAGCAGUGGAGAAAACAUUUAUAGACAGAAUUAGCAGUCAGAUUGGGGAAUGACAACUGAUACAGAGAAAUUUUAAACAAUUAUAGAAGUGUUCUUUGUUCAUCUCUGCAAAAAUUUUUCACAAACCUGGAUAAUUAUUUUUUAAAUAGCCUAAAUUAACCCCAGCAGAGAUAGAAAAAAAAUUAUAAAUAGGAUAUUUACCACAGAAGAAAUUAAGGAAGUUGAAGAAUGGUCCUGAGAGUUCAAUAUGUAGAAUUAUUUCAAAUCUUGAAGAGAAGAUUUUUCUUUUUAAUUCCAAUUUAGCAUAAACUUUCCAGAUUACCUAUAGAAGAAAACCAAGAAUUUUUUUAAAGUCAGUGUACUAACACUGCUGUAUCCUGUAAAGCACACAGAAAAAUUCUAUAGACAAUUGGUGUAUCUAAACAACACAAAGAUGGCUUAACAUUAGGAAAUGUUAUAUGUGAACGUGGUAAACACUGAUUACCCUUAAGGGAAAAAUAUCACCUUAGCAGAUAUUGAAAUGGGUAUUUAAUAAAAUUCUAUAUACAUUAAUGCUUAAAAAACAAAAAUGUUUAGUAACAGUGGAAAUAGUUGGAUAUUUACUAAUGGUAUAAAACUUAGAAGCAUUUCUGUUAAAGCACUGGUCCCUAACCUUUUGGAAACCAGGGACCAGUUUUGUGGAAGACAAAAACCAGGGGUUGAGCAGUGGAUAUGGUUCAAAUGGUAAUGCAAGUGAUGAACCAGUGCUAGUCUAUGGCCCAGCACCUUGUAUUAAAGGAAAAGACAGGCAUUCCCACUAUCACUGAUACUGUUAAAUGGCCUAUAAAUGUAGGUCAGUGCAAUUAAAUAAAAAAAGCAUAAAUAUUAGAAAAGGAUAGGUCUUGUCCUCCCCCCCCCCACCCCCGCCAUGCCAUACUCAUACAGUUGGUGGUGGGGUAGAAGGGGAGUGACAAUUAAAAUCAGUGAAAAUUAAACAGAAAAAAUUAUGCAGAGCCUGGUUGUUAUAUUCAAAAGAAACACUAGCUUAGCACGCUAAGCAGCGCGUGUGUCGGGGCGGGAGGGACGGCGCAUGUGCGAGCGUACAACUCUGGGCACGUACUAGACUGUGGGCACGUAAGACUGUGGGGGCGCCUCAGCUUAGAAGCGCAUGUGCGAGGUGCAUAAAAGCGCAUGCGUGCUGCCCACCUAGGAGCAUUUGCGCCUCUUCCGCGUCGUGCUCCACAACGGCGAACACCUUCGUGUGAAGCUCGCGGUUUUCUCCUUUCGGCUUUUUUUUUCCGCGGCCUUUUGGUCACCUAUCCGCUGAUUAGUAGCCUCUGAAGAGCCCUCAGCCAUGGACUGCCACGAGUCAUUCUACACCAUAGACGACCUGGAGUUGUAUCCAGAGAUUGUGGGGCUCCAGCAAGUGCAGGUGGAGCCCGCCACUGAGGGGAUCCCUCAUGAGGAGACCGCCACUGAGGAGACAGUCUCUGUGGAGACCAUGGGGAUGGAGGCGACCAAGGAAUACGAGGAUGUCACCGGCAAUUGGUUCCACGGUGGCCACCACUAUCCACCUCUGAUUGCGCUGCAGCCUCUUUUUAUAAGCAGCCCAACCCAAGGGAACCACGACCAAGGAAUGAUAAUGGUGCAGACACAGGAGGAGGUGGUGACCAGCUCCGAGCCCGAAAGCCUUCAGGCCAGCGACCAGAUUGUCAUCCCAGGCCUCGACGUCGACUACUUCCAGGAGACCUUGGCUUCUCUGUCAGGCUCCACAUCUUCCUCAGCCUACAACCACACCCGGCCACCCAGCGGCCAUGGCAAGAAACCCGACGGUAAGAGCGGUUACCCGGGCGGUGAGGCGAUGGCGGGAAGCAGCUCUGAGGCAGGCCAAAAGAAGCGGGGGCAGAAGCAGAUGCAGGUCCAAACCCUAGAGGGUCAGUUUUCUGUCACUAUGUGGUCCGCAACCAAUAAGAAGGACCCUGAGACUGGACAGACUGAGAACUCAGUUCCUGAUUAUUCAGAGUACUUGAUGGGUAAGAAGCUGCCCCCUGGAGGAAUUCCUGGCAUUGAUCUCUCAGACCCCAAACAACUGGCCGAAUUUACUAAAAUGAGACCUAAAAAACCCAAAGAUGAUGUGCCGAGAACAGUAGCUUGCCCUAACGCAGGCUGCUUUAAGAUGUUCAGAGAUAACGCCGCUUUGAGAAAACAUAUGCACACCCAUGGUCCCAGAGUUCACGUCUGUGCGGAAUGUGGCAAAGCUUUUGUUGAGGGCUCCAAAUUGAAGCGCCAUCAACUGGUGCAUACCGGAGAGAAGCCGUUUCAGUGCACCUUUGAAGGCUGCGGAAAACGCUUUUCCCUGGAUUUCAACCUGCGCACACACCUGCGAAUCCAUACCGGAGAUAAGCCCUACGUGUGCCCUUUCGAUUGUUGUAAUAAAAGGUUUUCUCAGUCAACUAACCUGAAAUCUCAUAUCUUAACACAUGUUAAGAAUAAGAAUAACCAGUAAAAAAAAAGGGAAGACUCUUCUCAGGCUCAGAAAGCAUCUUCCAGUUGUGUAAUUGAAAAUGAAUGUGCCUCUCUUUCGUAUAAGAAACUUUCUAGAAAAUAAUUUUGUAACUGACUCCAGUAUAUCUUAAGGGUUAAGUUUUGUUAGAUUUAGUAAAAAGAAAAUUAAAAGAUUUAAAAAAAAAGACCAAAAAAAAAGACAAAAGCAAAAAAAGACCAAAAAAAGUAGUUUUUCAUAGAACACUGUUAAUAAGUUUUGUCUUGUUCUGUAGUUUCGUCUUGUUCUGGAAUACCAUUUGAAAAAUACGAUUUUGUAAUGCUUGCUCAUGAAUCUCACAUCAAAAGACUGAUCUUUAAAAAAAAAAAAGACUGUUCUUUAUCCAACUAUGAUAAAAAUGGGACUUUUCACAUUCCUUUAAAAGUGAAGUUUUGCCUAUUGUUUCAAUUUUUGAAGUUCUGUAUUUUCUAAAUGUUCAUGUUUAUACUUUGAAGACUAUGUUUAGUAGUUCUAAAAAAAAAAUAUGCUUAGUAGUUCUGUGUAUGGUUUUUCUGAAAGUAGAUAACUUUGCUUGCAGGUUUUCUUUAAAAGAGUGAACAUGUAUAUAUAACGUUUUACUGUUUAAAAAACUUAUAUAGGUUUUGUUUGCUAUCUUAAUUUUGUUUGUAUUCUUUGACAUUAGUACAUUUUACAUAACAGUGUUUUAACUGCGUUGAAUUAGUAGUUUUGAAUAGUAGAUAAGUUGUAGUAGUUGAUUUAAACCUGUUUAGUCUUUUUGCUUCUCCCCCAUCCCCAAAUACUGCAAGGUGCUGUUGUUUAGUCCUUUCUUUGCCUGUUCAGUUAGGGAGUGGUGCUCAGCUGUGGAAUAUAUUGUGUGUGUAUUGCCUUUUAACAUUUGGUACGUAAAUCCUUUAUAAUAGACAAAUCAAAAAAUAAAACACCUGUUCUAAAGAAAAAAACUUGUCUUUAUAAAUAUUGUAGCUAGAAAAUAGAGAAAAUGGGGAAGGUGCUAGUGGCAUCUGGUGGGUGGGUAGAGGCCAGGGUUGCUGCUAAACAUUUUACAAUGCACAGGUCAUUCCCCCACAACAGAGAAUUAUCUGGCCCAAAGUGCCAGUAGUGCCACUGUUGAGAAACCUUGCUCCAGAGAAAGUAGAAACGGUGACAAAAAUUCAUUUGGUGCACUGAAAAGCAAAUCAUUAAUGAACAAGAGGUUGUUUAAAUAAAGGAAAUAAAGGUACCCACAUUGCAACUUAGCCAUCACUGGCCAGUCUGAAAUCUAGCAGGGUGGUCUGGUACCAGCUGCAUCCCUGAUAAGAGAUAGGAGGCUCCCCAGAAGGUCAAAGAAUCAGUGCUGCUGUGUGCCCAUCUGAGUGUUGCUUGGAUGAGAAGAGCCAGGGUUGUAUGGUGGGGUCAUCCUGAUAAAUAAGAGGUAGGGUACAACAUUUAGGCAGUUCUGUUGAACUGUAACAUUGUGAGGAGAAAGCUGAAUAUAGCACAUGGUAGUGGUGGCCAAUCUAAUCAGUGGGGAUGGAUUUUGUGAAAUUGUUGUGGGACUAGCAACAGGGUGUGGGGUGGUGGGAGGGGUGGAAUAGCUGUUAUUCCUAAAUUAGUUUCACUAGAGUAAAUUCCAGUGGGUCGAAGAAUCAGAGGGGUUUUUUUUUUUUUUUUUUGGUCUUAAUUUUGUUUUUUAAAUGAUGUUAUGAAAGCAGUACAAGAGAUCACAGAUAUUCUACAAUCUUGAACUGGGAAAAACUUAAUACAAAGGAGCCAUUUGACCACACCAAAAUUUAAAAUAUAUGCAUAAGCAAAACUAUAUAGCUAAACAAACUGGAGGAAAUGAUCAAAAUACCUCAUAUAGAAGACCAAAAUUCCUCAAUGUAUGUAUUACAAAUAAUAAUACAUAUAAAUUAGUUUUUAAAAAAUUCAAAAAAUGCAAACUGACAAUGGAUAAAAAUAAGCAAUUCUCAGACAAAAAUAUAACCAUUUAA